GGACUCCUGUCACCGGCCCCCGCAAGCUGCAUGGCGGUGUAACAAGAGCCACAGCAGAAUGGAUAGCCAUCCUAGUCACUCCAAGGAUACCAAUGGAAAAUAUAGGUCAGAAGACCAGUCUGUAGUCAGCAGAAUGCAGAAGAAAUACUGGAAGACAAAGCAAGUCCUAAUCAAAGUUACAGGAAAGAAAGAAGACGAGCAUGUGGUUGCAUCUGAUGCAGAGCUGGAUGCCAAACUAGAGGUUUUUCACUCCAUUCAGGCAAGUUGUAUAGAUCUUCUAAAGACUAUUGAGAAAUACCAGCAGAGACUCAAUGUUAUGUCUGAGGAGGAAAAUGAGCUAGGGCUCCUUUUAAAGGUUCGAGGAGAGCAAGAUGCUACUAAAGCUGGCAAAAUGAUGGAAGCCACUGGAAAGAUCCUCUGUUCUUCUGCUCAACAAAGGGUAGCCCUUUGUACCCCCUUGUCUCGCCUUGGGCAGGAACUGGCAACAUUCAGUCACAGGGCUGUGUCUGAUACCUUGUUAACAAUUGAUCAUAUGGAGCAGGCCCGCAUAGAAUACAGAGGGGCCUUGCUGUGGAUGAAGGAUGUGUCCCAAGAACUGGAUCCUGACACCUGCAAGCAAAUGGAGAAAUUCAGAAAAGUGCAGACGCAAGUGAAAAAUACCAAAGCUCAGUUUGACAAGUUGAAAAUGGAUGUCUGUCAGAAGGUGGAUCUACUUGGAGCUAGUCGCUGCAAUAUGUUGUCGCAUUCCCUUGCUAUCUAUCAGCAAUAUCUGGAAGAAAAGACUGUAGUUUCAGAAGCAAUUCUUCUCUCUGUGGAACAUACAAAUGAACAGAUGGCUGGGAUGAUAGAGUUACACGUUUCCAUCUUGAAACAUCCCUUACAUAUCAUUCUUACUGAAAUGGGAGAUUCAGGAUUGGGAAGAACUCCCAAUUUGUUUAGAAUUUGCUUAUGUCGAAGGAGACAGGGAAAUAAUGAUAUAAAUAGCUGUCAGAGGUAAGUCUGUGUAAUAUCUCCUUUGACUUUGUCCUUCUCAGAUAACCCUUUUGCACUUCUGCA
Molecule: messenger RNA, 1056 nt
Organism: Terrapene triunguis (Three-toed box turtle)
Lineage: Eukaryota; Metazoa; Chordata; Testudines; Emydidae
Product: islet cell autoantigen 1-like protein
Exons: 8
Coding region: 59-997 (312 amino acids)
Biological process (GO): regulation of transport
Cellular component (GO): Golgi apparatus
Molecular function (GO): protein domain specific binding
Source: RefSeq, a predicted model, not a curated record